Messenger RNA from Drosophila bipectinata, 2838 nucleotides. Its product is annotated as zinc finger protein 79. Gene Ontology annotation, biological process: regulation of transcription by RNA polymerase II. Gene Ontology annotation, molecular function: RNA polymerase II cis-regulatory region sequence-specific DNA binding; DNA-binding transcription repressor activity, RNA polymerase II-specific. The record is from RefSeq and is a predicted model, not a curated record. Gene Ontology annotation, cellular component: nucleoplasm. NCBI's taxonomy places the organism in Eukaryota, Metazoa, Arthropoda, Insecta, Diptera, Drosophilidae.
UAAAACAUUUUCCUUUUAUUUGUUGUAACCAUUGAGAGGACGCUUAUAAUUACGCGUUAUAUUAAAAUUGCGACUUGGCAAUGCGCUAUUCUUUUCACAGCGCCGACUGGGGAUAGCCUCAUUCCAUUCACCCAAAAAUGUGAAUGCAACACCGAGAUUAGAAAAACAGCGAAAUUCAAAUUGCAAACCGAAAAACAAAACAAAACAAAAAAAUAUUUAUUGGAACAAUAUGGAGUUAUUUUAAGAGCCCCGAAAACACGCAACCUGAAUGACACAACAGUGAUAUAAUCGUAAUUUAUACUUAAAAACACUGGGGAUACCCGUACAGAUACAAAAACCUUUAACCGCACUCACCUAAGCCUUUUGCCAAGAUGGCCGUGCAGCUGACACAGAGCUACCACCACUUACCCUUGACGAUCACACCGAUCCUGGGAUCCAAGCCGGAGCACCAGCACCAGCAGCAGCAUCUUCAGCAACCACAGCAGCACCUUCAUCAACAACAGCAGCAGCAACUGCCCCAGCAGCAGUUUAUGAACCAUCAGCAGUUUCAGAAACAGCAGCAGCCGAAUCCACCGCCUAAUCCCCCACAGCCACAGCCUCCGGAUCUUACCUUUCACUGCAUGUGCUGUUCGGAGUUCUUUGUCCACCCGUUGGCACUUUACCAGCACAUGAAUACCUUUCACCCGAACGAGGGUACCAAUGGGGUUCAGGUAGAAAAAGAGCCGGAGGCGGAUGGCCAGGAGGACGAGGACUACAGCUGGAUAUUCGAACCUGUGUGCGAGCUAGCAGAAGAUGGUAGCUCUUCCUCGGAUGAAAACGACAGCAGCGAUGAUGACAGCGACUCCUCAGAUGACUCUUCGGACGAUGACAGCAGCAGCUCCAGUUCCAGCUCCAGCAGCUCAAGCUCAUCCAGCAGUUCCACGCCAACCUCCAAUAGCAACUCAAACACCCAGCAGAGCCAGGAGUGGGUGCAGCCCAUGAGAGGACUAAUUCAAGGGCCUAACCCAAACGAGGUUUACCUCCAAACGUCCGAUCCGCGGGAAUCCACUUCCAUAAUCCUGCUGCAGCCUGAUAUGAACACUCCACAGAUUGGAGUCCCGGAAUCACUCAUACAAUCGCUGGGAGGAGGUUUCACCCUGGCACCCUCUGCUCCUAUCAAGCGACGGCGAGGACGACGCAGCAAGGCCAAUGUCCCGGUUCUCGAUCCUGCCACUGAUCCCGCAGCCCAGAAGUGCUUUCAGUGCUCGCAUUGCGAAGCCAGCUUCCCCAACGCCGGUGAUCUGUCCAAGCACGUGCGCUCCCACAUCACCAACAAACCGUUCCAGUGCUCCAUCUGCCAGAAAACUUUUACGCACAUCGGCAGCCUGAACACGCACAUUCGGAUCCACAGCGGCGAGAAGCCUUAUAAGUGCGAGCUCUGCCCGAAAGCCUUUACCCAAUCAAGUAGCCUGAUGGUGCACAUGCGCUCCCACACGGUUAAGAAGCCGCACCAGUGCCUGUUGUGUGACAAAGGCUUUGUCAACCAUAGCUCACUGCUGCUCCACCAGAAGACGCAUGCCGAGCCGACGGAGACGUUUGUCUGUCCGGAAUGCGAGCGGGAGUUCAAGGCUGAGGCGCUUCUGGACGAGCACAUGCGUAUGCACACCCAGGAGCUAGUCUACCAGUGUGCCAUUUGCCGCGAGGCCUUCCGCGCCAGCUCCGAGCUGGUUCAGCACAUGAAGAACCACCUGGGCGAGAAGCCCUUUACCUGCUCCUUGUGCGAUCGUUCCUUCACCCAGUCCGGCAGCCUCAACAUUCACAUGCGCAUCCAUACCGGCGAGAAACCCUUUCAGUGCAAGCUGUGCGACAAGUGCUUCACCCAGGCCUCUAGUCUCAGUGUUCACAUGAAGAUCCAUGCCGGCGAGAAGCCAUACCCGUGCCCCAUCUGCGGAAAGUCGUACAGCCAGCAGGCGUACCUCAACAAGCACAUCCAGGCCCAUCAGGCAUCGGCUGCUAGAGCCGCUCCUCCAGAAAUCCCAAUCAUACCCCAGCAGCCACAUGAGACGUUGGUUUGCAUUGUCUGUGGAUCGCUGCACGCGGAUGCUACGGCUCUGUCGCACCAUGUAAUCACCCAGCAUGCCGCCCUCCUGGACACCAUGAAGCAACAACCACCCGAAGGUGGAUUUUUGACCGGCGUACAGGAGCAAGAGGCCUAUAUGCAGCGUGUCCAGUCGGUGUUCCAGGAGAUGAAUCAGCAGCCACCACAGCAGCCCAAUCAGCAGCAGCCAGUCGCUCCACCCCAACCAGCCAUUGACUCCACAGGCGAGGAUGAAGAGGAGCCGGAGGAUGACGGCGAUGAGAGAGAAACCCCCGCGGAAGAUGCGGACGAGGAGGUGGAGGAGGAGCUAGAUGAUGAAAAGCCCAUGAGCGAUGACCUGGAACCGUUUCUCGGAGUGCAGGAAGAAGCCAUUCUCAUGGACUCGGACAUCUACUACGACGACUUUGCUGACAUGGACGUGGGCUGUCAGGAGGAAGUGUGCGGCGAUUAUGUUUUAAACGAGGAGGAAGUUUGCACCGAAGAGCUCAUCUAGAUUUAAGCAUCUGUUUCUGCCAUAUUUCAUCAGAGCAUCUCAAAUUCUCAGUUCUUCAGAGGUUUUUUCUUUCGAAGAACAGUGUAGCUAGCUGGCCAUGCCUUUCUAUUCUUCAAGUAUUACUCUUGGUUGCUACUAUAAUUUUAUUUUUUUUACCAGUUAUUCGGAAUUUUUCCAAUUUUCUCAGAAAUUCAGUUACUUAAAGUUUACACAAUUAUUUAAUAAGACAACGUUUUAUACAGAUCGGGGUGUACAGGAGGUGUACACC